Molecule: messenger RNA, 1053 nt
Organism: Penicillium salamii
Lineage: Eukaryota; Fungi; Ascomycota; Eurotiomycetes; Eurotiales; Aspergillaceae
Source: the annotation of a GenBank genome assembly
AUGGAACACACUUCUCCAAAAGGAGGUCCUGCCUCCCCUGCAGAACCAAGACUGCAUCUCCCUUCAACAACUGAUCCUCCAGGUCCUCAAAAUCCCCCUAAACCCCUCGUAUGGCUGAUCUUCGGCGCAACAGGCCACAUGGGCCGCUCCCUGGUGAAAACAGCCCUCUCCCACAACGACCUAGUCGCAGCCGUAGGCCGCACAUACGAAAACAGCCCCGAAGCAAUGAAAGAGCUUGAAUCCGAACACGAGAACUGCAUGGGUCUUCUCUGCGACGUGCGAGCCCGCGAGACAGUCAAACGCGUCAUAGACGCCACAAUAGCCCGCUUCGGCCACAUCGACGUGAUAGCAAACUGUUCAGGGUACGGCGUCAUCGGCGCCUGUGAAGAUCAAGACGAGUUCGAUAUCAGGAACCAGUUUGAGACAAACUUCACAGGGACAUUGAAUAUGAUUCAGCUUUCUUUGCCGCAUUUCCGGCAGCGGCGAGCGGGGAGAUAUUUGAUUUUCAGUUCGACUUCGGGGGCCCUUGGUGUGCCCGGGUUGGGCCCUUACUGUGCUUCCAAGUAUGCGGUUGAGGGUUUGAUGGAGAGUAUGCUUUAUGAGGUUGAUAGCUUCAAUAUUAAAGGGACGCUCGUGGAACCGGGGCAUAUGCGUCGUGAUGAUAUUGCGGAUUUGGUCUCGCCUUCUGCUAUGGCGGCUAAUCCGGAACAGAAUUUGUCGUCGCCGUUGCCGCUGUAUGGUCACUUCUUGGUUAAACCGCCCAGUGAGCCGUAUAAUACUUCUACCUCGCCUGCUGCGCAUGCUCGUCGCAUGUUGAUGUGGUUGGGUGAUAAGCAGCCUGCUAGUGCUGUGAAGGCGGCUCAUUUGGUCUGGCAGCUGGGUCAUUGCUCUUAUCCUCCCUUGAGAUUGAUCUUGGGAACAUAUGCGGUGGAGAGUAUCAGGGAUCGGUUGAAGUGUAUCAUUGAGGAGAUUGAGGAUUGGAAGCAUCUGAGCUUUCCUUUGGAACCGCAGCAGACUGGGCGAGAUAGAGAAGGAAGUGACAAUGGCGGAUGA